Messenger RNA from Brienomyrus brachyistius, 2613 nucleotides. It is a transcript of the gene atf3, whose product is annotated as activating transcription factor 3. The record is from RefSeq and is a predicted model, not a curated record. Gene Ontology annotation, biological process: regulation of transcription by RNA polymerase II. Lineage: Eukaryota; Metazoa; Chordata; Actinopteri; Osteoglossiformes; Mormyridae. Gene Ontology annotation, cellular component: nucleus. The transcript has 4 exons. The coding region runs from base 167 to 775 and encodes 202 amino acids. Gene Ontology annotation, molecular function: DNA-binding transcription factor activity, RNA polymerase II-specific; RNA polymerase II cis-regulatory region sequence-specific DNA binding.
CGUCUUACUACAAGGAUGCCUUAGCUAGUCUCCCUUUAUAAAGCGGGUGAUGCAACUGGACUGCGUUAGCUGUAAGUUUCACUACAAACAGAAGGGACACGGGUGAAGCCUUUCGGACGGCACUGUAUUCUCUUGUAAACGGCAGAUCUUAUCGAGAGGCAACAUAAUGAUGCUUCAGUGUCCCGGACUGGGUCCCUCGGAGAUCAGCGCAUCGGCUUUGGUUCCUUGCCUCUCCCCGCCGGGGACGCUCACCCUGGACGACUUCACCAACUUCACGCCGCUGGUGAAGGAGGAGCUCCGCCUGGCGAUUCAGAACAAGCGUCUGUCUAACGGGCUGAACUCCAUCAUGAACGACUAUACAAGUUCCAGCUCUGAACGAACCUCGGAGCAGCUGUCGGUGAGGCGAGAGGUUACUCCAGAGGAAAGCGAAAGGAGGAAAAGGAGACGUGAAAGAAACAAAAUAGCUGCUGCCAAAUGUAGAAAUAAGAAAAAGGAGAAGACUGACUGCCUGCAGAAGGAGUCGGAGAAACUGGAGUCCCACAAUGCUGAGCUGAAGGCCCAGAUUGAGGAGCUGAAGAGCCAGAAGCAGCAGCUGGUCUACAUGCUGAACCUCCACCGGCCCACCUGCAUAGUCCGUGCCCAGAAUGGCCAGACGCCGGAGGACGAGAGAAACCUCUUCAUCCAGCACAUCAAGGAGGGCACUCUGCAGGACUUGAUCACUGGCCCGGCCGUACUGAGUCACACUUCAGUUCCCAAGUCCUGUGAUCCCCACUGACUGAAGCAAGACUGGAUCCAUCUGCUUACAAGUGAAGAUCCCAGAGACAAUGUAACUUUCCACUCCCAAUUUAAGGGACUUCUAGAGGAAUUAAAGAGAGACUAGACGGCUCAACGGUUCCCUGUUUCACCCGGGAUGGUACGCGGACCAUUGCCUGUGAAGAAAAAGCAUUAUAGCACUAAGGAAAACCAAGAUAUUCGAUUUGCUUUAAAAUAUGAAUAUAUUUUAAUUUUACUUUGCCCUUACAAUGUUGUCGAUGGUAACUCACCCUGUCUUUGGUCAAAUUUGUGUCACUUUAUGUUAAUUUAGUCUGGUUUAGUGAGCAAAGGAAUUUAGGUGAUGUCACAGGUAACUUGAGAUAAAUGUUUACACAAUUUCAAAUUGAAACUUCCCUAUAAUGAUGAAUACUCAUUACUGUGGUAACUUUACAUGGAAUACUACUAGCAUCGAUAAGACUAUAUGGAGAUAAUGCAUAUAUCCAGUUUUAUUAUUAUGUGGAAACUUACGUUUCAUUCUUAGAUGUAGAAGGUGAAUUCAUUCAGAAUUUUAUUUAAUGCUUAAAAAUAGUUUUUUUAUGUGUGUGAUAUGAUAGCUGUUGCUGUCUAUGAUUUUACUUAUAUGCAACAGCCUUCAGAAAGAGCUGCUAAAGUUUCAGGGGUGUGUGUGUGUGUUUGUGUGUGUGUGUGUGUGUGUGUGUGUGUGUGUUACCGGAGCAUUAGGAGUGAAUGAAAAGCAAUGCUGAAUCUUUGAAGAAGAUAUUUUAGCGUCAGGCAUCAAAGGGAUAAAUGCAAGAUGAAUGUUCUAGAAGUCUAACGCUGGGUCUAUACUUUAAUGGCAAAAGUUUAAUGGUACUUCAGACAAUGUACUGUCAAGGGAAUUUAUAAUGAGACUGAGUCUCUGAGUGUGAAACGUUUGUGAGAAGACUGCUCUAGACUACUGUGGUCAUAUUUAAGCUGCAUUUGUGCAUACGUGCAUGCACGAGUUAAAAAAAAUAAAACAUUUAUCACGAUUAUGCACAGUGCCACCUGUCAGACUAGAACAAAAAGCUUGCAGAUAUUGAUAACAUUGUAUGUUGGCUUUUACAUGUAACACUGUUAUGAUGAAGUUGUAUGGUAUUUAUUUAUAAGAUAUAGGAAGCAAUUAUAUAAUGUGAGCAAACACACUUAACUAUAUAACUUAUAUUUUUAAUUGUACGCUCAGCUGAAAUAAAUGGCUGCCUUGUGUUUGAGCUCCGUAAUUUUCUCGGACAUCGGCUGCCGAGUGUUGCUCUGUAAGAAAGUUUCAGAAACCUCUCGAGGAACCUCGCAUGGAUGCACUGGGCCUCAAUGUACGUGGUUUAAGUGACAUGGAGUACGGAGGGCCUGCUUGGGUCCAGCUCUCCGAGACUGAACAGAAUGAAUGUGGUCGAGGUGUUUAGGCUGCAAACCCUCUGGGACGGCCUUGCUGCCCAAGCACACCUGCUUUAGGACACGUGUUUCUGUGCUUGGGCGACAGAGGGAGAUGUAUAGGCGUCGGUAAAUUUAGUGCACCCUUGUUAUUACCAUCGUCUUUAUUUAUCUGCAGGCACGGAAGCUACUAAUUACAUACUACUGUAUAACCCAAAGGGAAGAUGUCUUGAAAGUGUUCCUGUUUGCACUGUUUCUACAAGCGAUGCUCAUGAAAGUGGUAUGGAGUACAGAGAAAUAGGUUCUUAUGUGUGAUUAGGCUAGAAUUUGAAAUGCGUGUAAUCAAAUCAGGUAAAAAUCUAUGAUACUUCACUCUGAAAUGCCUCAAGGAAAUGUUUCUGUACAAUCUGUCCAACUGUUUUUGAUACUUUAAUAAAAACAUAUGCUAUUUUC